Marasmius oreades (fairy-ring Marasmius) is the source of this 1674-nucleotide messenger RNA. RefSeq lists its product as uncharacterized. Gene Ontology annotation, molecular function: pentosyltransferase activity. Bases 1 to 1674 code for a protein of 557 amino acids. The transcript has a single exon. The record is from RefSeq and is a predicted model, not a curated record. Lineage: Eukaryota; Fungi; Basidiomycota; Agaricomycetes; Agaricales; Marasmiaceae.
AUGUUCCUGUCAUUCGAAAACCUUUCCUCAGCUUCCAGUUCUAGUUCUACGUCUUUGUUUGGACCCCGUCUAGGGUCUUUGGUCUGCAAAAAUGGCGUCAAGAUAACCACCCCAAACCUCAUUACCCCCACCUCUCGAGGUGUUGUUCCACAUCUUUCUCGUGACAAUGUUCUUCGAACCCAAUCUAUUUCCUGGAUACACGUUCCUUACGAAUCCUUCCUCGAAUGCAAACCUCCGAUCCCUACGCUAGGUCUCUCUCUUCACGAUUUGUUGGGCUUCAGACACGAUCGACAUGUUAUCAGUAUGUCACUUCGAGAUUUGAGUGAUGGGAGGGAGAUGCCGUCCAAUGCUGCAAAGUAUGUGAGCGCUUGGUGCAUCAGAGGAGCCAGAAAGGUUACACCGGAGGAGUACCGGCGAUACACAUCUCUCGCGAAACCAGAUAUAGUGUACGCUCUGGCAGAUGUUCAGCCGGUAGCUUCCCAGAAAAGGUUGAUAAAAAGCGUAGAAAGAACGGCCGAAUGGUUGGUCCAACUAUUAAAACCUUGCGAUGCAGAGGAUAAUGCACAGGCUUCAGCACCAUCUAUUAUAUUGCAGAUGCCUGGUGGCCAAAGUAACCAAGCUAGAUCAGCUUUUGCGCAUACACUUAUCGAGCCGCUUCAUCCCACCGAUGUCCAUACAUUGAAGCCGUUGCGCCUCUCUUGUCUCGACGAUGCCAUCUCAGGCUAUGCCGUCGACGGAUCCAUCGAGCAAAUCAAGGCUUCACUUGACGGUCUCAACGAAAAGAAAUUGCGUAUAGCCCAUUCUACGACAUUCUCCACUCUUACCAUUCCACCCGCCACUGGUUUAUCCCCCUCUACAGGGGUGGAUAUGAUCCGAGGUCCUCACGACAUGCUCGACCUAAUUAGGGAUGUAGGGAUAGACUUGUUUGGUGCAGAAUGGGUCAUUAAGCUUGCGCAGUGGGGUAUCGCUCUGGACUUUGAGUUUCCUCCCCCCCAGGCACCCAUAAACUCCAAAAUCGAUUCAGGUUCCGGAACGUCUCCGAAAAUACGAGGCAGUAAGCGGGAUAUUGGUCAUAAUCUUUACGAUGUUCGUUAUCGGAUGGACUGCACUCGACUCUUGAAUUCCAACUCUUCAGUGACAUGUCCUUGUUUCACAUGUGCCCCUUCUUCCUGUAGUUCAGAAGAUGUAAUACGGCACAGUCGCGUCGAUGACCCUCCGUUAUACGACUUGAAAUCGCCUCCAAGGAGUCGUACACCACAUACUCGUGCUUACAUCCACCACUUACUCCACACACACGAGAUGUCCUCAUAUGCACUGCUGGUUGGUCACAACCUUGCUAUUAUAUCAACUUUCUUGCAAGGAGUCAGGAAUUCAUUGGAGUUGUCUGGGGGUCAAUUCAACGCAGAAGUGGACAAGUUCUUCGAAUAUUACGCUUCUGGAGAGCAUGAAUCUAUUUACCCUUCGGAGGUGGCGAAAGUUGAGGCAGUAGUUGAAGCUGUUGUUGCAGAAGCAACCGAAGGCGAGGUACUUCUACCCCAAGGAUCAGGUGUCCGUGAUACACUGACUGGGAAGGGCACCGGCAUACUACUCUUCGACGAAGCGCGGGUAUGUCAUGCGGAAGUUGAGCGUCUGAGGGGGAAGGGAAGUCUGAAACGGGAUCGAGAAGUAGGAUAA